AUGGCCAACCGCCUUCGUCAGAUCCAGGGACACCUCCUGGCAAGCGAUGCCGCCGUCUCUGGCGGCCUGGAGAUGCGCCCCGUGGCCUCCGAGGAUGCGGACUUCGAAGCGCGCGUGAAGGUCAUGAAGGAGUUCAUGAGCAGCGAGCGCUUUAAGCACACCACCCGACCCUACAAGGUGGAGGAUGUAGUGAAGCUGCAGGGCACCUUCCCCAUGUACUUCAACGGCGCAAAGGUCUCCGAGAAGCUCUACAAGAUGCUCCGUGAGCACCAGGCCAAGGGCACCUGCUCCCACACUUUUGGCGCACUCGACACCGUCCAGGUCACUCAGAUGGCAAAGUACUUGACCUCCGUUUACGUGAGCGGCUGGCAGUGCUCCUCGACGGCCUCCACCUCCAACGAGCCCGGCCCGGAUGUGGCUGACUACCCUUAUGACACCGUGCCCAACAAGGUGGACCAGCUCUUCCGUGCCCAGCUCUUCCAUGACCGCAAGCAGUAUGAGGAGCGCCGCCGCAUGAGCGCCGAGGAGCGUGCGAAGACUCCGGUGGUGGACUACCUGAAUCCUAUCAUUGCCGACGCUGACACCGGACACGGUGGCAUCACCGCCACCAUGAAGCUCGCCAAGAUGUUCAUUGAGAACGGGGCCGCUGGCAUCCACAUCGAGGACCAGAAGCCUGGCACCAAGAAGUGCGGCCACAUGGGUGGCAAGGUCUUGGUCUCCACCCAGGAGCACAUCCAGCGCUUGAUCGCCAUCCGCUUGCAGGCUGACGUGCUGAACUCUCCUUUGGUGCUGGUGGCCCGUACCGAUGCCGAGGCGGCCACCAUGAUCGACAGCAACAUCGAUCCGGUUGAUCAUCCACACAUCAAGGGUGUCACCGUCAAGGGCGUUGAGCCGUUGUACGAGGCCAUGAGGAAGGGCACCGACAAGGAUUGGGAAGAGAGGUCUGGCUGCAUGACUUUCCCCGAUGCUGUGGCCAAGGCUUUGAAAGCCAAGGGCCAGGACCCUGCAAAGUGGCUCCAAGAUGCGCGCAAGAUGUCCUUGGAUCAGAUGCGAAAGGCCGCAGCAGGCAUGGGCUGCGACAUUUUCUUUGACUGGGAUUCUGCCCGCUCUGUUGAGGGCUACUUCCGUAUCAAGGGCUCCACUGAGUUCUGCAUCGAGCGUGCCAUUGCAUUUGCACCAUAUGCUGACAGCAUUUGGAUGGAGACUGGAAAGCCCAUUCUUGCGCAGGCCACUCAGUUUGCCAAAGAAGUGCGCGCUGCUGUGCCUCACCAGAUGCUUGCAUACAACCUGAGCCCAUCUUUCAACUGGGACAGUGCUGGGAUGACUGAUGGGCAGAUGGAGUCCUUCAUCUGGGAUCUUGCCAAGCUCGGCUUCUGCUGGCAGUUCAUCACUUUGGCUGGCUUCCACUGCGAUGCGCUCAACAUCGACCUCUUCGCCAAGGAGUACAGCAAGCGUGGCGCCGCUGCUUAUGUGCAGAUGAUCCAGCGCGAGGAGCGUAAGCACAAGGUGGAGACCCUGACCCACCAGAAGUGGAGUGGAUCUGAAAUCGUGGAUGAGAUGGGCAACAUUGUGAGCGGUGGCCUCUCCUCAACCGGCAUCAUGUCGGCAGGUGUCACGGAAAAGCAGUUCUGA
Molecule: messenger RNA, 1632 nt
Organism: Durusdinium trenchii
Lineage: Eukaryota; Dinophyceae; Suessiales; Symbiodiniaceae
Source: the annotation of a GenBank genome assembly